Tuber melanosporum (Perigord truffle) is the source of this 1638-nucleotide messenger RNA. RefSeq lists its product as uncharacterized. The transcript is spliced from 6 exons. The record is from RefSeq and is a predicted model, not a curated record. Gene Ontology annotation, biological process: intracellular protein transport; vesicle-mediated transport. Gene Ontology annotation, molecular function: clathrin-cargo adaptor activity. Bases 257 to 1549 code for a protein of 430 amino acids. NCBI's taxonomy places the organism in Eukaryota, Fungi, Ascomycota, Pezizomycetes, Pezizales, Tuberaceae. Gene Ontology annotation, cellular component: clathrin-coated vesicle; clathrin adaptor complex.
CAUAAAAGUGCGCUGUGAAUAUUUCAAGGGGAUUUUUACUUUUGCUUAGGGGAAAGAUACCGUACCGGUACCGUAUUGCAUUAGAUUUCUAUCUGCCCCUGGUCCCCGCUUUGAUUUUAUUUUAACCAUGGAAUUUCCUUGGCAUAGACAUAUGCUCUGCAGUUGCUGUGGGGGGAAGUUGCAACCUAUCCCUCUCCACGAGAACAACUACUUCCAAAGACCAUCGACUCGGCCCGACGCCGAUUAUAUCCUUGCAAUGGCUUCGGCAGUUUUUUUCCUGGAUCUCAAGGGCAAGACAUUACUAGCCCGCAACUAUCGAGGGGACAUCCCCAUGUCAGCGGUCGAAAAGUUUCCUAUCCUUUUACUCGAAGCCGAGGAGGAGAGUUCCGCCGUUCCACCAUGCUUCUCGCAUGAAGGUAUUAAUUAUCUCUAUAUACGACAUAAUAACCUCUACGUGCUUGCUCUUACAAAACGAAACUCUAAUGCCACUGAGACCUUGCUAUUCCUUCACCGAAUAGUGGAAGUAUUCACGGAAUACUUCAAGGAGCUUGAGGAAGAGAGUAUUCGGGACAACUUUGUUAUUAUCUACGAGCUUCUCGACGAGAUGAUGGACUUUGGGUACCCACAAACUACAGAGACUAAAAUUCUUCAAGAGUACAUCACCCAAGAAUCCCACAAGCUCGAGAUCCAAGCCCGCCCGCCUAUAGCCGUCACAAAUGCCGUCAGUUGGAGAUCAGAGGGUAUCCGCUACCGCAAAAACGAGGUCUUUCUGGACGUAAUUGAAUCGCUUAAUCUUCUCGUUAACAGCAAUGGAAACGUCUUGCGAUCCGAGAUCCUUGGCGCUAUCAAGAUGAAGUGUUAUCUCUCCGGCAUGCCAGAGCUGAGGUUAGGUCUCAACGACAAGGUCAUGUUUGAGAGUACUGGUAGAACUACAAGAGGGAAAGCUAUUGAAAUGGAGGACGUCAAGUUCCAUCAAUGUGUACGGUUGUCGCGGUUUGAAAACGAUAGAACAAUCAGUUUUAUUCCACCGGAUGGCGAAUUUGAGCUGAUGAGCUAUCGGUUGAAUACUCAAGUGAAGCCCUUGAUUUGGGUAGAGUGUAUGGUUGAGAGCCAUUCUGGGUCAAGAAUCGAGUAUAUGCUCAAGGCCAAAGCACAAUUCAAGCGACGCUCUACUGCGAACAACGUAGAAAUUAUCGUUCCGGUUCCCGACGACGCGGACUCACCUCGAUUCAGGACAAACAUCGGAACCGUACACUAUGCGCCCGAGAAGUCUGCGAUUGUCUGGAAGAUCAAACAGUUUGGAGGCGGAAAGGAGUUUUUGAUGAGGGCUGAGCUAGGUUUACCUAGUGUCAAGGAGGCCGAACCUGAGCGGAAGAAGAGGCCAAUCAGCGUGAAGUUUGAAAUCCCUUACUUCACUACGUCGGGUAUUCAGGUCCGAUAUCUUAAGAUCAUUGAGCCCAAGCUGCAAUAUCCUAGUUUGCCAUGGGUCAGAUACAUAUCAUGUGCUUCAGACUACCAUGUGCGCCUCCCCGAACCUACUCAAAACUAAGCAAUGUGACUACGAUGGAAGACUGUUUUAUUGGGUGAUAGUUCUUUUGGUUUUGAUGUACAUAAAUGACAUUGUCGGUCUACUUCCUA